AUGCCAAUGCUGAAUAUCGUCCUCCAGAUGAGUAGUUACAUUACUACCUUACUCAUUAUCCAAAUUCCUCUAUCUAGUUACUUUGCUGAUGCCGAGGAGGUUAUUUUAUCCCCAGGGGAUGUAUUAUUCCAUCCAGCUGGUGUAUGGCAUAAAGUAGAGAGUCUAGAUGAUGACAACAUAGCCAUCAAUAUAUCAAUAAUACCCCUACGCUGGGCUGAUAUCAUUGCUGGUGCAAUCAAACAAUUGCUGUUACAGAGACCGGCUCUCGUAUGGCCAAUAGCAGCCUUGCCUUCCAGAGCAUCACUAGAAGGACAUCUACAGGCUCUUCUCAAGAAGGAAGUGAAACCUGUAUUGGACAGUCUAUCGGCUAGGGAAAUGGCUCGCGGAAUUGAAGGGACUCUACCUAAGUUGUUGGAUCUAACAAAGCCAGACCAAGUCAGGAUGCAACUGGCUGAUACUUUGGCCACCCUCACACCAUUGAGUGAUACUGAUGUCUUCGUAUUCAACAGGUUGGCUAUUGUUAUAGAGGCACCUGAGGGGUGUGAACUAGAUGAAACUGAGUUAGAGGAGAAUGGAAGUGAUGAUGAUGAGGAUAGUGACGAUUCUUUGGAGGAGAUAUACCUACGUGAUGAUGCUCAACAGCUUGCCAAAGAUGACACCGAGCAGCUUCAAGAUGGCAAACUAUAUUCCAUACAUCACAACUAUUGCCGGGAUGAGAUUAACUUUGAUGAUCUCAUCCGGGUCAUCAUAAAGGUACCUCUACAGCUAGUCCCAUGCAUGGAAUGGUUACAGCGUCAUCAUCGUGCUGUGUCCAGCACCAUAGCUCCAGCAACAUUCAAGAUGUCAGAUCUGGAAGAGUGUAGUGGAGACCAGCAGCAGGAGGAGGAAGAAGAAGAAGAGGACUGUGAUCAAGGCCGAAAGGAUCUCAUUUCUCUGCUUCUAUCCGUCGGUCUCUGUACAGGAUGCUUCUACCGUCAAUAA
Molecule: messenger RNA, 981 nt
Organism: Perkinsus marinus ATCC 50983
Lineage: Eukaryota; Perkinsozoa; Perkinsida; Perkinsidae
Exons: 4
Coding region: 1-981 (326 amino acids)
Source: RefSeq, a predicted model, not a curated record